AUGGUCGCAAGAGGAUGCCCGGUAGGGGGCGAGCAAAAUCCUGAAAUGGACCCCGAAGCAUACAAACAGCCGCCCUUCAAUAUACCUCAGGCUCCGAACCGUCGAGCAGAGGCUGAAGCCAACAAAGAGGAGGGCCUCUUGGAUGUCCCUCGCGGUCGUGAGGAUGAUAUCGAAGUAGACGAAGCCCAGGAUCCCUCGCCCGAGUCAUAUACAAAAACGUACCAUCGACACAGCUCCCUCGCCGGACUCACGAAGAAGGGUCGUCCUCCCUUCCCAGAGGACAAGACCGAGUUGACAGAAGAGGAUUGCUACGAAAAGCUCGCAUACAGCUGGCCUAGGUGGAAGAAAUGGAGCUUUCUGUGUGUCAUCGCCGGCAUUCAGAUAUCGAUGAAUUUCAACACGUCGGUCUUCCCCAACGCGGUGACACCACUGGCUGAGCACUUUGGCAUCAGCGAGCAGGCAGCCCGUGUUGGCCAGUGUGUUUACCUGGUGCUGUAUAGCUUCGGCUGCGAGCUGUGGGCGCCUUGGAGUGAGGAGUUCGGGCGAUGGCCGAUCUUACAGCUGAGCAUGUUCUUGAUCAACAUCUGGCAGCUCCCAUGUGCUUUUGCACCUAAUUUUGGCACGAUCAUCGUGUGUCGGUCUCUGGGCGGCCUUUCUACCGCAGGUGGCAGUGUGACUCUUGGGCUUAUCGCCGAUCUGUAUCAGCCUGACGAGCAGCAGUGGCCGCUAGCCUUCAUCGUGCUGUCAUCUUGCAUCGGUACAAGUAUCGGAGGAGUUAUUGGUGGCCCUAUUCAAGCCUAUCUGUCUUGGCAUUGGUUUUUCUAUAUCCAACUCAUUUUCGGGGCUGCUGUCCAACUUAUUCACUUCUUCACGCCCGAAUGCCGCAGCACAAUUCUCAUUGACAAAGAGGCCAAGCGCCGUCGUAAGGCAAAUCCUGGUCUCGAAGUCUACGGCCCCAACGAGCUUAAGAUGCCGCGCAUCUCACUUAAAGAAGCCGUCAAGAUAUGGGCCCGCCCGUUCGAGAUGUUCGUUCGCGAGCCCAUUGUUUUAUUUCUGUCUCUCCUCUCAGGCUUCUCAGAUGCUCUUAUCUUCAUCUUCCUCGAAGGCUUCCCGUCAGUCUACGCCGCUUGGGACUUUGGGGUGCUAGAGUCCGCGUGGGCCGUCAUCCCGAUCAACGUUGCUUACUUCCUCACGUACCUCAUCUACCUGCCGUGGAUCUACCGUUACACACGGACACGGCAAAAGAAGGGCGAGGAAUUUGAGGCGGAGCGCCGAAUGAAGAUUCUCUUGUUCCUAGCGCCCCUCGAGCCUAUUGGCCUCAUUGGCUUUGCGUGGACGUCACUUGGUCCGCCCAGGGUGCAUUGGAUUGCGCCCAUGAUUUUCAGUCUACUAAUUGGCAUGGCCAACUAUGCCAUCUAUUUCUCCUCGGUUGACUACAUGAUCGCGGCUUACGGUCCGUACUCUGCUUCGGCGUGUGGCGGCAACGCCUUUGCGAGAGACUUCUUGGCUGGGAUCAGCGCUAUGUUUGCGGUGCCGAUGUACGAAGGGAUUGGCAAUGAGUAUCCAACUGAGUGGGCGAGCACGAUUCUGGCGAUUCUGGCUUGUAUGGUGGUAGUUCCCGUAUACGUGUUCUACUGGAAGGGUCCAGUGAUACGAGGGAAGAGCAAGUUUGCGCAGGCCUUGGCAGAAGACCGUAAGGCGCAUGACGGGAGACGAGUCAGCCAGGCAAGCAACUUACCAUAUGCACCUGCGUGCACGGCCUACGACAGCCUUGGCCAUUUGCUCCCUCCACUUCACGCAAGACAAGAGACCCAGUUCAGCGAAAAUUACUCGAGACAGAAGACCACCAUGACUAUCUCCGUCGCACCCACCGAUCUUCUCCCCCUUGGAGACCAACCAACUCGUAUUUCAGUGCGAAUAAAUGGGGACUUAUUGAAAUCCAUUGACCCCUCCAUGGAUCCAUUGGUAGAAGGGGAUAGCUUCAGUCGGGUUAAACGAAAAGGCAAAGCCGCCAUUGACCAGAUGGCCCGCGAUGUCAGCAGGGCGAUAUUUGGUGCUGAGGUGUCCAGGCUGCCACAUGUUUUUGGAUGGCCGAAGCGUGUCAUGGGCCCCGAGGGUCCUGAACAAAGAGACUACCAUUACAUUGGAAUCUGUUUUGACCAUCACGUCACGACGGAGGACUCCAGUCCCAGAGUAAUAGGGCUUACAGCAGACGAGGAGUUCGACGGUACUAUUGUGUUUCAUGCAAAGGAAUUGGAUGAAAUAAGGAGAGAUCGCAUCAAUGAGUACGUGAACACGGAGUACUAG
Diaporthe amygdali is the source of this 2307-nucleotide messenger RNA. Its product is annotated as mfs multidrug transporter. Gene Ontology annotation, biological process: transmembrane transport. Gene Ontology annotation, molecular function: transmembrane transporter activity. Bases 1 to 2307 code for a protein of 768 amino acids. The transcript has 6 exons. The record is from RefSeq and is a predicted model, not a curated record. NCBI's taxonomy places the organism in Eukaryota, Fungi, Ascomycota, Sordariomycetes, Diaporthales, Diaporthaceae.